Messenger RNA from Raphanus sativus (radish), 1888 nucleotides. RefSeq names its product F-box protein At2g16365. The coding region runs from base 292 to 1638 and encodes 448 amino acids. Lineage: Eukaryota; Viridiplantae; Streptophyta; Magnoliopsida; Brassicales; Brassicaceae. The transcript has 4 exons. Gene Ontology annotation, biological process: regulation of photomorphogenesis. The record is from RefSeq and is a predicted model, not a curated record.
AUAGUGUACUAUACGAAAUACGAGGUUUCUUUUUAACUCCUUGUCGUAGAAGAGAUAUUCGCCUUCUUCUUCUUGCUCGUUUCCUUCUGAUUGUUUUCUUUUUCUUUCAUCAAGAAGAAGAAGACGAAGAGAUACUGUGAUAAAUUGUGGUUAAGACUUUUCCUUUUCUUGAGAGAGAGAGAGAAUAAAUCGAGCUUUCAUCCUUUGUUGUUAUAUAUUCGUUAUUUGGACAGUGCCACUCCACGUAUUCUUCUGAUCUCUGAACUUUUGCAGAAGAUCUGUUGGGUUACAAUGUCUGAACAUGGCAUGAUUAUAGAGGGGAAAAAAAUGAGCAAAGCUUCUUCAGUCCAAGGUCAUGAAUCUGCUUGCUUAGGUCGUUGGACUCAGUUAGGUAAUGAAGUGAAGUUUCAUGAUCAGUCCAAGGACUUGAUCAAGCCUGAAGAUAAAAGACCUGACCAAGAGGUAUUGCCGUUUCCUAUGUUCAAGGUUUCUCAGAAGAGAAAUCGUAUCAAAAGCGAUGUGGGUUCAAGCUCAAAAGCUGUGGUGGGUGGUAAUAGAAUGUCCUGGAUGAAUGCGCAAGGAGACAAAGAGAAGUUCAGUUCCAGUAACCAUCUUGAUUUCCCAGUUCAAGAAAAGACUACACAGAACCUGCUAGAGUUGAUGAGACCGGUGAGGUUUUACGCAACGGUUGAUUCGGUUCAACGAGUCUCGGGAGAGAUCAACUUGCCAGAGGAAGAUGGUCAUCAGCUACUGAAGGGUUCCAUGAAACUGAAAGGGAAGAUUUUUGGUGGCUAUCUUGAUCUGUUUCCUAACGUAGAUCACCAAUAUAGAGGUGGAGUAAGGCUGCAGUCUCUAGAAAGCUCAAAGGACACCGAGGAAGAUGGGCCGAGACAAAAUGAAUCAUCUGCAGAGACUGAUAUCUUGGAAAUGGAUAAACUUCAGACAAUACAUCUUUCAGGCUCUAUUUCAUCAUCAUCAACUAAGGGCAAAGGAAGAAGAGGCGAUUCAGCCAUUCCUAGAACUGAAAUACCUGACAUGAAUGAAGAGCCUCCUCUAGUUCCGGAUGGAGAGAACUCAGUAGAUGGGCACCAAGGUGAAACAAGCAACUCGGCUACUCUAAGUAUGAACGUGGAUCACUUUCUGUCAAGAGACUGCAAACGAGUGCGGUUGGAACCAGAAAUGGAACCCAGCAGUAGAUGGGUGAAGCGUCUGAAAACAACAGCAGCCUCGGAUUCCAGCGGACACGGUGAAACCAAGAGCCUGAUGAAGAAUGAAGUCGCAUCUCCGGGCCAAAAAGGGAACAACAAUAAUAAACUUUUUCUUGAAAUCUUGAAGUCUGGGAUCAACAAUCUCCAACCAAGAAAUCAAGAACCCGUCACUCCAGAAAUUAACCAGGGAGGAGAAGACGUUACGCUUCAGCAUCCAUGGAUCCAGAGGUGGUGCAAGAAGAAAGCUAAUCAACCAGAAGGGCAACAAGAAGUUAACUUUGAGCCAGAGAACCAAAAGGAGUUGGAGAAGAAACAGUAUCCGAGUAUUGCAGCCAUGGCACUGAUGGGGAAGGCUCUGAGUGGUUUAAACCCUUAUGGUCUUAAAAAGACCGGUUCUCUCAUGGUUUGGAAUGCUCGGGAUUUAAGGUAGGAAAAAAUAAGCAAAAUCAUCAUCCAGAUCAUCCUCGCUAUCAUUACAACAUAGAGACAAGAAAGCCAAGACUAAGAUAUCAGAGGCUUCAGUUGAAUUCCAAACAUGUAAGAUUUUGACAAGACUUCCUAUAUCAUCUAGUCUCCGCAGACGUCGAUCGGUCUCACUAUUUUUAUUAAUAUCUGUUAUUUGUAACGUAAAACUUCUGGUAGACAGUAGAUAUAUAGUAGAACACUAUUCCAUUUUGUCA